CGUUAGCGGACGGUUGACAAGUGUUAAUGUAUGACGCCUCUAAAAUAAUAAGUUAAUGUGGCGUUUUACUUUCAUCAGGUUCCCUAAGAAAUAACAACUCAUUAAAACCAGAAAGCAUGGUAGAUAUUGAAGUUCAGUUUGAGGACCAGCUCACCUCAGACUCUCCGCCAGGAAUUCAUGCGGUCGGCGGCCUGCAGGAGGACAUGAGCGCUGAGAGGGAGCCCGACUGCACGGACAGUCUUCAAAACACCAGACAAGGAGAUGUACAUUCAUUAGAGGUGGAGGAGCCACUGUCGUUGUCGUCUGUCCUUGCUCUUGCGCCACUCUGUGGUGAUCAUGCGGCGUGCAACUGUGACUGUGAGUCCUGCAGCUGCCCAGAGAUCAGAUGGAUGGAGAGGAGCCUCCAGUCCAUGGAGCUGCAGCUCCAGUUCCUCAUGAGCAAAGCAGAUGACUUACACGAAUGCCUUGUCAAUGGACAGGGUCAUCUAGAGAGAGAGGCUCUUGCUGCUGCAGUGCCAGGCUUCCUGUACACCUGUCAGCCUUAUUUUAACCACCUGGAAUCCACGAAUACUGUGUCCCAGCACAUCCCUCUGCCUUUUGACAUCUACACAAGGCGCUUGCAGCUGUUGGACUUCUCUCAGCAGCUGUGUGACAGGUUGGAACAACUGGUGUUGACUUACGCCAGCUAUAAUCUCCUCUGUUUGGACGAGACCAAGCCUAACAGUGUUUCUCACUUCUGCAUCGGUCAGAGUCAGCUCGGCCCACUGAGGGUGACCACGUUCCGCUACUGUAAACCCACGCCGUACCUGGCCCGGGUCGACACCGGCCUGUACAAACGCAUGCGCUGGAACGUGGAGAGCCUCAGAGACGAAUGGCAGACAGAUGAAGAGAGUGUAGAGAAGGAGACAGACACAGAGUAUUACUUCCUGUGCUACGAGGACAUUCCCAACGCACAUGCAGAGACUGGCGGGGAUAGCCAAGGCGUGUCUCACGGUAACAUGGUGAGGAUGUGGUCCAUCGGUCAGUGGGUGCAGGUGACCCCCGUCACAGAGGACCUCUAUGACUGGAUCAAGUGUGAGGUUCCUACAGCCAGCUAUCACAGGCUGCUGUUUCUAGGCAGCAAUGAGCCGUCUAGCUGCAGUGCUACAGAAUACCUGCAGCAGCUGCUGUUGUCACGCCAGACAGCCGAGUGACGACAUCUGUCCCUGAGAUGCACCAUUUUUUUUUAUGGUUGGUCGCUUAAUAUGAAAAGAGACCGGGUCAACUUAGAUUCAGAUUUCAGCCAGAGGUUUUUCCACAUUUAAAUACUUACAAAUUCUGCUGUCACAAUACGUGACCAGUGUUGGCGUUAUGUAAAAAAUUGUUUUAUGCUGUGACAAGUCUGUUUAACUCUGUUUGCUGUACACUAUUGUUACUUUAUUUUGUUCAGUAUGUUCAACAAUGUUGAACAUUUUUUAUAAAUAUUUGUUACAUGUUUUACAACUGUUCACACAUUACGAGCCUUUUGUUGUGUUGUAAAGAAGUCUAUAAGCGUUAUUUA
Cottoperca gobio is the source of this 1540-nucleotide messenger RNA. RefSeq names its product chromosome 1 C19orf67 homolog (gene c1h19orf67). The coding region runs from base 117 to 1193 and encodes 358 amino acids. The transcript has 7 exons. The record is from RefSeq and is a predicted model, not a curated record. NCBI's taxonomy places the organism in Eukaryota, Metazoa, Chordata, Actinopteri, Perciformes, Bovichtidae.